AUGGCAUGGGAUUCUAAAUCAUCACGUCGGCGACAAAGCAGCGCCGCGUCAGGCACCAGAAGCGCUGCAGUGCACGCAAGGCAGCAGUCAAAGCUCCCUGUUCGGGCCAAAUCACCCCAUGUGGCCGAUCCAUUUUUGCACGAUUUCUUGAGCCCGUCUUUUGAUGCUGCAUCCUAUCUCAACGCCACAUUGCCGCCGUUGCAGACCUCAAAUCGGGCAGGCCAUGGCGGUGCAGCGCAGCAGGGAGCAAUGCCCCUGGCCAGUGUUUCGAUCCAUGCCCAGACGGUGCUCUCCCAGCUCAAUGCACAUACCACCAGGCUUACCAAUACCCUGACCGAACUCACCAACGAUAUCCUACGAAGCGGUGGUCGGUUAGCCUACGAGGUGGAAGUCUUGCGCGGAGAGACCCUUGGUUUGGCCGAGACUCUAUCCGAUCGGUUGAAUGACGAAAUCGCAAAGUUCGUGCCUGGAGGGAUCCAGGAGAGCAUUGCAGAUUCGCGGACCUCAGUCUCUGCGGCAGCCGCAAGCCAUGACGGCGCUUCUCACCAGAGACGUCUCUCCGUCGUACCACCGCCAGGGCCAGUAGCAUCAGGAGGCGGUCCACCUGAACCUGGAGCAGCUCUACCGGAAGAGCCACCCUACAUCACACAGUUACGCACUCUGACGCUUGUGCGCGCCCGCCUGGAGUCGGUCAUCAAGACGUUCGGGCAUGCAAUGGAGUUUGUGUUUCCACCCUCCGAAGUGUCAGUCAGCUCUUCGUUCCUGUCAGUCUCGGCUCCGGAUGCCGGUGGGGAGAACCACAGCACGGAGGAGAAGGGGCAGCAAGUUCUCCAAUCCCUCCGGGAGGAGAUUGCCCGUCUCCUCAACAAUAAGUCGGAUCCGAUCAAGGGCAUCGAGGACGCCGCCCACCGGAUUGAAGAGCUCAAGGAGUUGGUAACCGUGUGGAAGGGGACGGCCGAGGAGAAAGGCCGCACAAAGUUCAUUGAGAGCCUGGCCAAGAUGGUCGAGGACAGACACAGGGAGCUACUGAGGGAUGUGGAGCAGUCGACUCGACGCGACGAUGCGAAACCCGAUAUGGAGACAGGCUCAACAAGGCGUAAUGCAGAUGCUGACACUGGUCAGUCCGAGAAUAAAGGGUACGGUGCUUAUGGUCUCAUCAGCCAACUUCAGAAGCUCAGAAGUGGACUAUGA
Molecule: messenger RNA, 1191 nt
Organism: Canariomyces notabilis
Lineage: Eukaryota; Fungi; Ascomycota; Sordariomycetes; Sordariales; Chaetomiaceae
Exons: 1
Coding region: 1-1191 (396 amino acids)
Source: RefSeq, a predicted model, not a curated record